Molecule: messenger RNA, 1644 nt
Organism: Rhizoctonia solani
Lineage: Eukaryota; Fungi; Basidiomycota; Agaricomycetes; Cantharellales; Ceratobasidiaceae
Product: major facilitator superfamily transporter
Exons: 12
Coding region: 1-1644 (547 amino acids)
Biological process (GO): transmembrane transport
Molecular function (GO): transmembrane transporter activity
Source: RefSeq, a predicted model, not a curated record
AUGCCUCUUCUUGAUGUAAUGGAUGGCCUUUCAUUCUCUGCUGAUUAUUGGGUAUUAACGGUCUCCAGCGCGAAACCCUACUUGUCCUUUUGGCUCGUCACUAUUUAUGUUGAUGAGAUUGUCUUUGAACGAUAUCUCGCGUGGGCGGCCCCCGAGUCCGACUUUUGCGGUGGGAAACAGGAAUCUCAUAUCACAUUUAAUGCCGCAGGUAUUUUUGUUCUCAAAACGCUUCGUAAUAUUCCCAAGUGCGGCAAAUGGGAUGAAGGCUAUAUAUUGAUGGGCUUCCACCUGCUUGUUCCUUACUACUCCUACUUCAUUCCGAUGCCAACUCAGGAUUCGAGUUCACAAGAUCCCAAGACACUAGUUCAGAGUUCUACUCAGGAUGAUGCACAGAGCCAGAAUACACCCUCAACUCUUCACGACAUAGAAGCUUCUGUAUCAAAGGAGAAAUCCGAUUUCGUCGACUGGGACAGUCCAGAUGAUCUCAAGAAUCCACGAAACUGGACCUUUCGGCACAGAUGGGCAGCGACGGCGGUGGUGUCCUUGUUUACUUUCAUGAGCCCUCUUGCAUCGAGUAUGGUUGCUCCCGCACUUCCUCAGGUUACAAGAGAGUUGGGUCUCGAGCAGGGAAGUGUACUCGAAUCAAUGACUCUAUCUGUGUUCGUACUCGCUUACGCUGUUGGUCCGCUUUUCUUCGGACCGCUUAGCGAAAUAUACGGCCGACGACUUAUUUUACAGGGAUCCAAUAUGUUCUUCCUUGGUUUUAAUAUCGCUUGCUCGCGGGCACAAACUAGCUCCCAGCUCUUAGCCUUUCGUUUCCUUGCUGGACUUGGAGGCUCUGCUCCCUUGGCGAUCGGUGGCGGUACAAUUGCCGAUCUCUGGGCGCCAGAGGAACGAGGAAUGGCUAUGAGCUUGUACAGUCUUGCCCCUCUUACUGGCCCUGCGAUUGGACCUGUUGCAGGAGCUUGGAUAGCCGAGAGGACGAGUUGGCGCUGGGUGUUUUACUCGACAUCGAUUGCGGAUGGCGUUAUCCAACUAGUCGGCUUGUGGUAUCUUACAGAAACAUAUGCACCAACGAUUCUCGCAGCAAAAGCACGCACACUCCGAAAGUCAACUGGAGACGAGACUAUUUGUACCGCUCAUGAAUUCAAGAGGCGAAACGUCUCGACUUGGAGGUUUAUUGCCACUGCAUUGCUGAGAAGCAUCAAAUUCCUGAUGUUUGAUCCAGUAAUGACGGUGAUGGCAACAUACAUGGCUGUAAUGUAUGGAACCAUGUAUCUCCAGCUUACCACUUUUGCCUCCAUUUGGACGCAACGAUACGGCGAGAGCGUUGGUAUUGCAGGGUUAAAUUAUUUGUUUAUGGGUGCCGGUUUUACGGCGGGAGCACAACUAGGCGCCCGAGCGUUAGAUCGCAUAUAUAGACACUUAAAGGCUCAAAAUGACGGUGUUCCUACACCUGAAAUGCGGCUUCCCUUGCUUGUCGUUGGAUCACUCAUGCUACCGGCAGGAUUGUUGCUUUACGGUUGGACGGCAGAGGCAAGUCUACUCAAAGGCCCGAUCCCCAUCGUGGUUCUUACAUCAUUUCUAGUAUCGCAUCUUCUGGCUCGCACCCGAUAUUGGGGUGUUCAUAUAUUGUACUGGUGA